UUCAGGUGAGGGAAUAGGAAGGGAGGUGACGGAAUAGGAAGGGGGGAGUGGUCCAGGGUCAGCACAGGUGAGUGAUGGAACACUGAGGGGUUGUCCACCUCCGAGCAGGACAAACAAAAAAACUGGGGCUAGUGGAGACACAGGAAGAGGAGGAGUCUAAAGAUUUAAUCAUUGUUUGUCCUGCCUCCAGAGAGGAGAACUUAACCCCAUACGUCCUGCACUGACAGGUGCCAGGAGCAACGGGAAGAAAGAAGAACUGUUCAGCGCACACCAGUAACCGCAUCUUUAUUGCUCUCCUGACCUUCUGAAGGGGGAACCAUGGAUGAGACAGAGCUGAGAAGAAUGUCUACUGGACAUGUCUUCUGUGUGAUUGCUGUAGUUCUGUCCAUUUAUAUUCCAACUCUGUUUUUGGAUGACUUUUCCUUCCUGGGAACACAUCUCAGCUGGCUGUGUAUCUGUUCCUUGUGUGUCAUAAUAGUCCAUAUCCUCUUUCUUCUAACACUGAAACCAAAUGCUUCCUCCAAAAAGAGUUCCCUUGCAAACAAGUUCAACAAGCUUACAAAGUCCUGCAUCUACUUUCUGAUUUCCUGCUUCCUCUUUCAUGGAAUUAUAGUCUUGUAUGGAGCGCCACUUGUUGAGAGUGUGGCAGAGACCUUUCUGUUUGCUGUUCUCUUAUCAUCUUUCACUACUUCACGUUGCCUGUGUCUACUAGGACCAAACUUUCCUGCCUGGGUCCGAGUUUUCAGUAAAGAUGGGGCAUUUUCUGUGUGGGAUCACAGCCUCCAAAUAACUACUGUAUGCAGUGUGGUGGGCGCUUGGCUUGGUGCAUUCCCUAUACCGUUAGACUGGGACAGGCCAUGGCAGGUGUGGCCCAUCUCCUGCUCACUUGGUGCUACCAUUGGGUAUGUGGUUGGUCUUCUCAUAGCUCCUCUGUGGAUCUACUGGAAUAGAAAGCGGCUCACCUACAAAAGCAGAUAGCAAGAACUCAAUACAUCCUAUUUAAAGGACUGUGAGCCAGGGUUCAGAGUCUUCGUUCUAUGUUACAGCUUAUCCAUGUGGUGUUACUGGCUGGCACAGUUCCUGCUUCAAUAGACUUAACCCUGAGAAAUUGUAAGUUUUCUUCACCAGAGGACUGGUCUGCAUUCCCUUCCACGUUGGAACCCAUUGUGUUUGAAAAGUAGGUCAAUAAAAAGCUUUUUGUUGUGGUG
This is a messenger RNA of Xenopus laevis (African clawed frog), 1208 nucleotides long. RefSeq names its product phosphatidylinositol glycan anchor biosynthesis class F S homeolog (gene pigf.S). Gene Ontology annotation, biological process: GPI anchor biosynthetic process. Gene Ontology annotation, cellular component: endoplasmic reticulum membrane. The record is from RefSeq and is marked provisional. NCBI's taxonomy places the organism in Eukaryota, Metazoa, Chordata, Amphibia, Anura, Pipidae.